AUGGCGGCGGCCGCGGCGCUCCCGGGCGCGGGCGGGCCUCCCGCGGGCGGCGGGGCCGGCGGCGGCGGCGGCGGGGCCGGCGGCGGGUCCCCGCCGGGCGGCUGGGCCGUGGCGCGCCUCGAGGGCCGCGAGUUCGAGUACCUGAUGAAGAAGCGCUCCGUGACCAUCGGCCGCAACUCGUCGCAGGGCUCGGUGGACGUGAGCAUGGGCCACUCGAGCUUCAUCUCGCGGCGCCACCUGGAGAUCUUCACGCCCCCGGGCGGCGGCCAUGGCGGGGCGGCCCCCGAGCCCUCGGCACAGCCCGGGCCCGACGCCGGCGGCGACUUCUACCUGCGCUGCCUCGGCAAGAACGGCGUGUUCGUGGACGGCGUGUUCCAGAGGCGCGGGGCGCCGCCGCUGCAGCUGCCGCGCGUGUGCACGUUCCGGUUCCCGAGCACGAACAUCAAGAUCACGUUCACGGCCCUGUCCAGCUCCAGUGAGAAGAGGGAGCCGCCGGAGGCGCCCGCGUCCCCGGGGAAGCCCGUGCAGGCCCACGUCUCGCCCCUGACCAUCAGCAUUCCAGACUCCAUGGCCCACCUCCUCAGCCCCCUGCCCUCCCCCACGGGGACCAUCAGUGCUGCGAACUCCUGCCCGUCCAGCCCCCGGGGAGCAGGGUCUUCAGGGUACAAAAUGGGCCGCGUGAUACCAUCUGACCUCAAUUUGAUGGCUGAUAACUCGCAGCCAGAAAAUGAAAAGGAAGCUUCAGGUGGAGACAGCCCGAAGGACGACUCGAAGCCGCCCUACUCCUACGCGCAGCUGAUCGUGCAGGCCAUCACCAUGGCGCCCGACAAGCAGCUCACCCUGAACGGGAUCUACACGCACAUCACUAAAAACUACCCCUACUACCGGACGGCGGACAAGGGCUGGCAGAAUUCCAUCCGCCACAACCUCUCUCUGAACCGUUACUUCAUCAAAGUGCCACGGUCCCAGGAAGAGCCAGGCAAGGGCUCCUUCUGGAGGGUGGACCCUGCGUCGGAGAGCAAGCUGGUGGAGCAGGCCUUCCGGAAGCGUCGGCCGCGCGGCGUGCCUUGCUUCAGGACCCCCCUGGGCCCGCUCUCGUCCAGAAGUGCCCCGGCCUCUCCCAACCACGCCGGAGUGCUGUCUGCUCACUCCAGCGGCGCCCAGACCCCCGAGAGCCUGUCCCGGGAAGGCUCGCCGGCCCCCCUGGAGCCCGAGCCCGGCGCCGCGCAGCCCAAGCUGGCCGUCAUCCAGGAGGCGCGGUCGGCCCAGAGCGCACCAGGCUCCCCGCUGUCCGGCCAGCCCGUGCUCAUCGCCGUGCAGCGGCCGCUGCCCCCCGCCAUCAAGCCCGUCGCCUACGCGGUCGCCGCCCCCGCGGCCCCCCCGCCCCCGCAGCCGCCCGUGGUGCAGACGGUGCACGUCGUCCACCAGAUCCCAGCUGUGUCCGUCACCAGCGUCGCCGGGCAGGCCGUGGUCGCGCAGGCGGCCGUGCUGGCCCCCCCGAAGGCCGAGCCGCAGGAGAACGGGGACCACCGGGAGGUGAAAGUGAAAGUGGAGCCCCUCCCCGCGAUGGGCCGGGUCGUCCAGGCGGCGCAGGGCAGCCCCGUGCAGACGGUCGCCAUCGCGCAGCACGCCCCCCUGGGCCAGCACCAGCUGCCCGUCAAGGCGGUCACGCAGAACGGGACGCACAGGGCGCCGGUCCCCGCAGCGCACGGCCCGGGGAGCAGCGCGGCGGCGAGUCCUCUGCACAUGCUGGCGACGCACGCAUCCGCCUCGGCCUCCCUGCCCACGAAGCGCCAGAACGGCGACCAGUCGGAACAGCCGGAGCUGAAGCGGGUCAAGACCGAAGACGGCGAGAGCAUCGUCAUCGCCCUGAGCGUGGACCCCCCACCGGCGGCCGCGAGGGAGAAGGGCGUCCAGAACUAGCGGCCGGGAGAGCUUUCCUACUUUACUGUCAACUCUGGUGCCAAAAGGAGACACUGCUCUCGCCGAGGCGCGCGCCUCUCGGUGGGCAGAGGGCCCUGCGGUUGGACUUGACGUCAGCGCUGCAAACCAAACCCAGGUGGCCUUAAAACUCCUAAAGACGAAGUCGCCCCUGAACUCGAAAGCCACACAACCUGGUCCCGGCUGUGCCCAGCCCGGGGCUCGUCUCGUAGCUCCGAGCAGAGACUCUGUCCCUCCGAGGGAGGGCGGCGCCCGGUGCGAGUGGGGCCAGGACGCGCAGGGACCGCCCCGUCACCCAAGGACCCGCGGGGCCGGCAGGCGAGACAGUAUUUUGUUGUUCAUGUGGAAUUAGAGUAUUUUGAGUACUUUCUUUCUUUACAAAAUAACGGGGUCUGCGACAUUUCAGAGCACUCCAUCUCCCCUCGGAGGUUUCGGACUCCCAGGGCCUGCAGUGUGGCUUUCGCUUGGAGAAAAGAAACAACGUAGUUCUGUUUGUUUUCAGCCUACGGAAUGACUUGCUUUGUCUGGGUCAGAUCGGGAGGAGCGCCGGGAGGACAGCUGCCUGAUGAACUGGCAGCCCAGCUGGGACGGACAGGUGGUGCCGCGGCCGCACGGAUGAGCUGCCGGCCUCGCGGGCUGCACUUAACUGUAUCUCUUACUAUUUCUGUUGUUUGUUCUUUGUGUUGACUUUGUCCCUGGCAUUUUCCACUCUUAAGUAAAACAAGUCUCCUAAGUAUUGUGUGUUUAAAAUGACAGACCUAUUCCUGCUUUAUUUGGGGAAACAAUUCAAUCUUUGAUCACACACCCUUUCAAACAAAUGUCUCAGAUCUUGGUGGCACGUUUGCUGUUUUCGGGGCUGUCACCACGGGGCCUGGUCCAGCUGGCUGGCUGCCCAAAGGCCCCACCCACCCGAGAGCGGCCGCGGGCCGCGCAGAGGCCUCGGGCGCAGACGAGGGUCCGGGCUGCGUGGCCCUGCGGCCGAGCGUUGGAAACAUCUGGGUUGUUUCCUGACCUGGAACAGUGAAUCCCCCUCAGCCGUUCGGAGCUGAAUCCACCGCUAAGGCCGACUUCUCUCCUGCAGAAAGUCAAAGCGAGAGCCAGGAAGCAGAGGGGAGAGAAGAAGUAGGAGGCCCCUCACGGCCUCGGCCCAGCUCCUCCGGAAGAAAACCACUCGCCCUUCCGGAGUGUUCCGGGGCUCUGGGCUGAGCGGCCGUGCACACAGAAAGAGGGCUUCGGCCUUAUUGUGAAUUUUUAAAUGUCAUCAUCGUAACGUUAUUUAUUUAAAUGUAGUUAUUUUGGUAUUUAAUUUUUUUUAAAGAGAGGGAAAACCCUGUAUUUUCCUGGUGGGAUAAGCGGCUCAGAAUGGUAUAUUUAGGCAAUUUUGAAACAUUUAUUAUUUACCUAAAGACCAAAUAUGAUGAAUCUGUUUUAAGUACUGUGUGUCGGUCCGAGUGCGGAGCUGUCACGGGGUCACUGCGGACGGCGCGUAUUGAAAACUAUGAAAUUGAUGCACAGCAGCUGGAUCUAUA
This is a messenger RNA of Pteronotus mesoamericanus, 3470 nucleotides long. RefSeq names its product forkhead box K2 (gene FOXK2). Gene Ontology annotation, molecular function: DNA-binding transcription factor activity, RNA polymerase II-specific; RNA polymerase II cis-regulatory region sequence-specific DNA binding; protein binding. The coding region runs from base 1 to 1923 and encodes 640 amino acids. Gene Ontology annotation, biological process: regulation of transcription by RNA polymerase II. The record is from RefSeq and is a predicted model, not a curated record. The transcript is spliced from 9 exons. NCBI's taxonomy places the organism in Eukaryota, Metazoa, Chordata, Mammalia, Chiroptera, Mormoopidae.